This is a messenger RNA of Phyllostomus discolor (pale spear-nosed bat), 13982 nucleotides long. RefSeq names its product CUB and Sushi multiple domains 3 (gene CSMD3). The record is from RefSeq and is a predicted model, not a curated record. Lineage: Eukaryota; Metazoa; Chordata; Mammalia; Chiroptera; Phyllostomidae.
UGUCAGAGAGCCGAGCUGAGCUGUAAGAGGCUCACUAGUGGUUUCUGGUGGUUGCUGUAAGGAGCUAGCAUUGAGGUAGAUUUUGCUGGAGGAGGAAAAAACGCACAAGGAAAGACAGAACCCAGAGUACGGAGACUUUGUGCCCCCGUUGGAGAGAUGGUUGAGUCCUCGUCAAGGUUGCUGUGGUAUCCCAGAAACACCAUUCACUCCGAGCUGUGACCGCGCACCGACAACAGCAACAACUCCACUGCGCCGGGCUGAGGAGCAGAAAUUAGGAGCUCGCGAAUAAUAUGAAAGGGAUCCGCAAAGGGGAAAGCCGAGCAAAGGAAUCCAAGCCCCUGGAGCCUGGCAAGAGAAGAUGUGCUAAAUGUGGCCGCCUAGACUUUCUCCUGAUGAAGAAAAUGGGGAUUAAAAGUGGAUUUACAUUUUGGAACCUCGUCUUUUUAUUGACGGUGUCUUGUGUGAAAGGAUUUAUUUAUACGUGUGGUGGAACUUUAAAAGGACUUAAUGGCACUAUAGAAAGCCCUGGUUUUCCAUAUGGAUAUCCAAAUGGUGCAAACUGUACAUGGGUAAUUAUAGCAGAAGAACGAAAUAGAAUACAAAUUGUUUUUCAGUCAUUCGCUCUAGAAGAAGAAUAUGACUACUUAUCCUUAUAUGAUGGACAUCCCCAUCCGACGAACUUUAGAACAAGGUUAACAGGAUUCCACCUGCCUCCACCAGUGACAAGUACCAAAUCUGUGUUCUCACUACGUUUGACCAGUGAUUUUGCAGUUAGUGCUCAUGGGUUUAAAGUAUAUUAUGAAGAGUUGCAGAGUAGCUCUUGUGGAAAUCCAGGAGUCCCACCCAAAGGUGUAUUAUAUGGUACAAGGUUCGACGUUGGGGACAAGAUCCGCUACAACUGCGUAACUGGAUACAUCCUAGAUGGCCACCCUCAACUCACCUGUAUAGCCAAUUCCGUUAAUACAGCUUCAUGGGAUUUUCCGGUUCCCAUCUGCAGAGCUGAAGAUGCAUGUGGAGGAACAAUGAGAGGAUCCAGUGGCAUUAUAUCAAGCCCUAGCUUUCCUAACGAAUACCAUAACAAUGCUGAUUGCACUUGGACCAUUGUAGCAGAGCCUGGAGACACAAUUUCACUCAUAUUUACUGAUUUCCAAAUGGAAGAAAAGUAUGAUUACUUAGAAAUAGAAGGUUCUGAGCCACCUACAAUAUGGUUGUCUGGAAUGAAUAUACCGCCACCAAUUAUCAGCAACAAAAACUGGCUCAGACUGCAUUUCGUUACCGACAGCAAUCACAGAUAUCGUGGCUUUAGUGCUCCGUAUCAAGGUUCUUCUACAUUGACCCACACUACCUCCACUGGUGAGUUAGCGGAGCAUAACAGGACUGCCACUGGUGCUAUUGCUGUUGCUAGCACACCUGCAGAUGUUACUGUAUCCAGUGUUACAGCUGUCACCAUCCGUAGACUUUCCGAGGAACAGCGAGUGCAAGUUACGAAUCUCAGAAAUGCAGGUCUGGACCCCAACACGUCCAAGGACGGGCUCCCUCCUCAUCCAGCAGAUACACAGAGUACAAGGAGAAGACCAAGAAAUGCUGAACAGAUAGAAAGAACUAAAGAACUUGCAGUUGUUACUCAUAGAGUGAAAAAGGCCAUAGAUUUUAAAUCUAGAGGAUUUAAGUUGUUUCCAGGGAAAGACAACAGCAACAAGUUUUCUCUCUUAAAUGAAGGUGGCAUUAAAACAGCUUCCAAUUUAUGUCCAGAUCCAGGCGAACCAGAAAAUGGGAAGAGAGUUGGAUCAGACUUUAGCCUUGGAUCAACUGUGCAGUUUUCUUGUGAUGAAGAUUAUGUCCUGCAGGGCGCUAAGAGCAUCACUUGCCAACGGAUAGCUGAAGUCUUUGCUGCUUGGAGUGAUCACAGGCCUGUAUGUAAAGUGAAGACAUGUGGCUCUAAUCUUCAAGGACCAAGUGGAACCUUUACGUCUCCCAACUUCCCGUUCCAGUAUGACAGCAACGCACAGUGUGUCUGGGUCAUCACAGCAGUGAAUACAAAUAAGGUUAUCCAGAUAAAUUUUGAAGAAUUUGACUUGGAGAUUGGCUAUGACACUUUGACAAUUGGUGAUGGGGGGGAAGUUGGAGACCCAAGGACAGUGCUUCAAGUGCUGACUGGAAGCUUUGUGCCAGACUUGAUAGUGAGCAUGAGUAGCCAAAUGUGGCUGCACCUUCAAACAGAUGAAAGUGUCGGGUCCGUUGGCUUCAAGGUUAACUACAAAGAAAUUGAAAAAGAAAGCUGUGGCGACCCUGGUACACCUUUAUAUGGAAUCAGAGAAGGCGAUGGAUUUUCUAAUGGUGAUGUUUUAAGGUUCGAAUGCCAGUUUGGGUUUGAAUUAAUUGGAGAGAAAUCCAUUAUUUGUCAAGAGAAUAACCAAUGGUCUGCAAACAUACCCAUCUGUAUCUUUCCUUGCCUCUCUAACUUCACUGCACCGAUGGGAACAGUCCUUUCUCCUGACUAUCCAGAAGGGUAUGGAAAUAACUUAAACUGCAUCUGGACAAUAAUCUCUGAUCCCGGGAGUCGCAUACACCUUUCCUUUAAUGACUUUGACCUGGAAUCUCAGUUUGACUUCCUUGCUGUUAAAGAUGGGGACUCUCCAGACUCCCCGAUUCUGGGAACCUUCACUGGGGCUGAGGUGCCCUCCCAUCUGACGAGUAACAGUCAUAUACUACGGUUGGAGUUUCAAGCUGACCACUCGAUGUCAGGACGUGGCUUUAACAUCACUUAUAACACGUUUGGACACAAUGAGUGUCCUGACCCUGGCACACCAAUCAAUGCGCGGCGGUUCGGGGACAACUUUCAAUUAGGAAGCUCGAUUUCCGUUAUUUGUGAAGAAGGAUUUAUUAAAACGCAGGGAACAGAAACAAUUACAUGUAUUCUUAUGGAUGGAAAAGUGAUGUGGAGUGGACCAAUUCCAAAAUGUGGAGCUCCAUGCGGUGGCCAUUUCUCAGCUCCCAGUGGACUGAUUCUCUCGCCAGGAUGGCCAGGGUACUAUAAAGACUCUUUGAACUGUGAGUGGGUGAUUGAAGCUGAACCUGGACACUCUAUCAAAAUUACAUUUGAAAGGUUUCAGACUGAACUCAAUUAUGAUGUCCUGGAAGUUCACGAUGGGCCAAAUCUCCUGUCACCCUUGCUUGGAUCUUACAAUGGCACACAAGUGCCCCAGUUUCUAUUUAGCAGCAGUAACUUCAUAUACCUGCUGUUUACAACAGACAGCAGUCGUUCUAAUAAUGGUUUCAAGAUUCAUUAUGAAAGUGUUACAGUGAACACUUACUCUUGCCUGGACCCUGGCAUACCUGUACAUGGCCGUCGCUAUGGUCAGGAUUUCUCCAUUGGAUCUACUGUCUCAUUUAGCUGUGAUCCAGGAUACAGGCUGAGCCAUGAAGAGCCCCUUCUGUGUGAAAAAAACCACUGGUGGAGUCAUCCGCUCCCAACCUGUGAUGCAUUAUGCGGAGGAGAUGUUAGAGGGCCGAGUGGAACAAUCUUAUCACCUGGUUACCCAGAAUUUUAUCCAAAUUCUCUGAAUUGUACAUGGACUGUUGAUGUAACCCAUGGAAAAGGUGUUCAGUUCAACUUUCACACCUUUCACCUGGAAGACCAUCACGACUACUUACUGAUCACAGAGAACGGGAGCUUUACCCGGCCACUGGCACGCCUGACCGGUUCCGAUCUUCCUCCAACCAUCAAUGCUGGUCUCUAUGGGAAUUUCAGGGCUCAGCUGCGCUUUAUUUCCGAUUUCUCAAUAUCCUAUGAAGGAUUCAAUAUUACAUUUUCUGAAUAUAACCUUGAACCUUGUGAAGAUCCUGGAACUCCUCAGUAUGGUAACCGAAUUGGUUUCAACUUUGGGGUUGGUGACACUCUGACCUUCUCGUGCUCAUCAGGUUAUCGACUGGAAGGGGCAUCAGAGAUCAUCUGUCUUGGUGGCGGCCGACGGGUGUGGAGUGCACCUCUGCCAAGGUGUGUGGCUGAAUGUGGCGCAUCUGCAACAAGUAAUGAAGGAAUUUUGCUCUCUCCAAAUUACCCACUCAACUAUGAAAACAACCAUGAAUGCAUUUAUAGUAUUCAGGUUCAAGCAGGGAAGGGAAUCAAUAUUUCAGCCAGAACAUUUCAUUUAGCACAAGGAGAUGUUCUUAAGAUUUAUGAUGGAAAAGAUAAAACGACUCAUCUAUUAGGUGCUUUCACUGGUGCAUCUCUGAGAGGACUGACACUUAGUAGUACUUCAAAUCAGCUCUGGCUAGAAUUUAAUUCUGAUUCUGAAGGGACAGAUGAAGGCUUUCAACUUGUCUAUACCAGCUUUGAACUUUCCCAUUGUGAGGAUCCUGGCAUUCCCCAAUUUGGAUACAAGAUCAGUGACCAGGGCCACUUUGCGGGUAGCACCAUCAUUUACGGAUGCAACCCAGGCUACACUCUCCAUGGAAGUAGCCUCCUCAAGUGCAUGACCGGGGAGAGAAGGGCAUGGGACUACCCUCUGCCUUCCUGCAUUGCUGAAUGUGGAGGUCGUUUUAAAGGAGAAUCAUCAGGAAGAAUUUUGUCCCCUGGUUAUCCCUUCCCAUAUGACAAUAACCUGCGUUGCAUGUGGAUGAUUGAAGUAGACCCAGGAAACAUUGUCAGCCUACAGUUUCUUGCUUUUGAUACAGAAGCAUCACAUGAUAUACUCCGAGUUUGGGAUGGUCCGCCAGAAAAUGAGAUGCUUUUAAAGGAAAUUAGUGGAUCUCUUAUCCCUGAAGGAAUCCAUAGCACCCUCAACAUUGUGACCAUCCAGUUUGACACGGAUUUUUAUAUCAGCAAAUCUGGAUUUGCAAUUCAGUUUUCAAGUUCUGUCGCCACUGCGUGUCGUGAUCCAGGUGUUCCCAUGAAUGGAACUCGAAAUGGGGAUGGCCGAGAACCUGGGGACACUGUUGUCUUUCAAUGUGACCCCGGAUAUGAACUUCAAGGAGAAGAAAGAAUAACCUGCAUUCAGGUAGAAAAUCGGUACUUCUGGCAGCCCAGCCCACCAGUCUGUAUAGCACCCUGUGGAGGCAACUUAACGGGAUCUUCAGGCUUUAUUCUUUCGCCAAACUUCCCUCACCCGUAUCCCCACAGCAGGGACUGUGACUGGACAAUCACCGUCAACACAGACUAUGUCAUCUCUUUGGCAUUUAUCAGUUUUAGCAUAGAACCAAACUAUGACUUCCUCUAUAUAUACGACGGGCCAGACAGUAAUAGUCUACUAAUUGGAAGUUUUCAAGACAGCAAGUUACCAGAGAGAAUAGAAAGUAGCUCCAAUACCAUGCAUUUGGCAUUUCGGAGUGAUGGAUCUGUUAGUUACACUGGAUUUCAUUUAGAAUAUAAAGCAAAACUCCGAGAGUCCUGCUUUGAUCCAGGCAAUAUAAUGAAUGGCACCAGACUUGGAAUGGAUUAUAAAUUAGGGUCAACAGUCACCUAUUACUGUGAUGCUGGCUAUGUUCUUCAAGGUUAUUCAACACUCACUUGUAUCAUGGGAGAUGAUGGAAGACCUGGAUGGAACAGACCCUUACCAAGUUGCCAUGCUCCCUGUGGAAGUCGUUCAACAGGUUCAGAAGGCACUGUUCUAUCACCAAAUUACCCCAAAAAUUAUAGUGUGGGACAUAAUUGUGUUUAUUCCAUAGCAGUUCCCAAGGAAUUUGUGGUGUUUGGCCAGUUUGUAUUUUUCCAGACAUCACUCCACGAUGUUGUUGAGGUGUAUGAUGGGCCAACUCAGCAGUCUUCUCUGUUAUCUUCCCUCUCAGGAUCCCAUUCAGGAGAAUCACUUCCACUGAGUUCAGGUAAUCAGAUCACAAUUCGAUUUACUUCAGUUGGACCAAUAACAGCUAAGGGAUUUCACUUUGUUUACCAAGCUGUUCCUAGAACAAGUUCCACACAGUGCAGUUCUGUGCCUGAACCAAGAUUCGGAAGAAGGAUUGGCAAUGAAUUUGCAGUCGGUUCAUUGGUUCUUUUUGAAUGCAGUCCAGGAUAUAUCCUCCAUGGAUCCAUUGCAAUUAGGUGUGAUACAGUGCCCAAUUCUUUGGCCCAAUGGAAUGAUUCCUUACCUACCUGUAUUGUGCCCUGUGGCGGAAUUUUAACUAAGCGUAAAGGAACGAUUUUGUCUCCCGGGUACCCGGAGCCUUAUGACAACAAUCUGAAUUGUGUGUGGAAGAUCACAGUGCCAGAGGGAGCUGGCAUUCAAGUACAAGUUGUCAGCUUUGCUACAGAACAUAAUUGGGAUUCUCUGGACUUUUACGAUGGAGGAGACAGCAAUGCUCCAAGGCUUGGAAGUUAUUCAGGAACCACGAUACCUCACCUUCUGAACAGCACGUCUAACAAUCUGUAUCUAAAUUUCCAGUCGGACAUCAGUGUGUCUGCUGCAGGAUUUCAUCUUGAGUACACAGCAAUCGGUUUGGACUCCUGUCCUGAACCACAAACUCCCAGCAGUGGAAUUAAAAUUGGAGACAGAUACAUGGUUGGCGAUGUAGUGUCCUUUCAGUGUGAUCAAGGCUACUCUCUUCAGGGUCAUUCUCACAUAACAUGUAUGCCUGGACCUGUAAGAAGAUGGAAUUACCCAAUUCCAAUUUGUUUGGCUCAGUGUGGCGGUUCCAUGUCCGAUUUCAGUGGUGUGAUUCUCAGCCCUGGGUACCCUGGAAACUACCCCAGCAGUUUAGAUUGCACGUGGACGAUAAAGCUGCCCGUAGGUUUCGGUGUACAUCUCCAGUUUGUUAAUUUUUCUACAGAAACUAUACACGAUUAUUUGGAAGUAAGAAGUGGAACCUCAGAAACUAGUACUGUUAUCGGCCGACUUAGUGGUCCACAGAUCCCAUCUUCCUUAUUUAGCACUACUCACGAAACCAGCCUGUAUUUUCAUAGUGACUAUUCACAAAACAAGCAAGGGUUCCACAUUGUAUACCAAGCCUACCAGUUGCAAAGCUGUCCUGAUCCACGCCCGUUUCGAAAUGGCUUUGUCAUCGGCAACGAUUUUACUGUGGGUCAAACCAUUUCAUUUGAAUGUUUCCCUGGGUACACACUAAUUGGAAAUUCAGCCCUCACCUGCCUCCAUGGAGUGAGUCGUAAUUGGAAUCAUCCACUUCCCAGGUGUGAAGCUCUUUGUGGAGGGAAUAUAACUGCCAUGAAUGGCACCAUCUACUCUCCCGGGUAUCCUGAUGAGUAUCCCAACUUCCAAGACUGUUUUUGGCUUGUACGAGUACCCCCUGGGAAUGGCAUCUACAUCAAUUUUACUGUUCUUCAAACAGAACCAGUCUAUGAUUUCAUUACUGUGUGGGAUGGGCCAGAUCAAAACUCACCUCAGAUCGGGCAGUUCAGUGGCAAUACUGCUUUGGAAUCAGUCUAUAGCACUUCGAAUCAGAUUCUAAUCAAAUUCCACAGUGAUUUCACAACAAGUGGCUUUUUUGUGCUCAGUUAUCAUGCCUAUCAACUGCGAGUGUGCCAACCUCCACCACCGGUACCGAAUGCUGACAUUUUGACAGAAGAUGACGAAUUUGAAAUAGGUGAUAUUAUCAGGUACCAGUGUCUUCCAGGGUUUACCUUGGUGGGCAAUGCAAUUCUGACAUGCAGAUUAGGAGAACGACUCCAGAUGGAUGGAGCACCUCCGGUUUGUCAAGUGCUCUGCCCUGCUAAUGAAUUACGGCUCGAUUCCACGGGAGUCAUCCUGAGCCCUGGAUAUCCUGACAGUUACCCCAAUCUUCAGAUGUGUGCCUGGAGCAUUUCAGUGGAAAAGGGAUAUAAUAUCAGCAUGUUUGUAGAAUUCUUCCAGACAGAAAAGGAAUUUGAUGUUCUUCAGGUGUAUGAUGGACCAAGUAUUCAAAGUCCAGUGCUUAUUUCCCUCAGCGGAGACUAUUCUUCUGCUUUUAAUGUAACAAGCAACGGUCAUGAAGUAUUUCUUCAGUGGUCAGCAGAUCAUGGCAAUAACAAGAAAGGCUUCCGGAUAAGAUACAUAGCAUUCUACUGUAGUACACCAGAAUCCCCGCCGCAUGGAUACAUUAUCAGCCAGACGGGUGGACAGCUUAAUAGCGUGGUCCGCUGGGCCUGCGAUCGAGGGUUCCGGCUUGUUGGAAAAAGCAGUGCCGUGUGCAGAAAGUCUUCCUAUGGGUAUCAUGCAUGGGAUGCACCUGUUCCUGCCUGUCAAGCAAUUUCCUGUGGGAUUCCUAAAGCUCCAACCAAUGGAGGAAUACUCACUACAGACUACUUGGUAGGCACCCGAGUCACCUAUUUUUGUCAUGACGGAUAUAGGUUGUCGUCUAAGGAACUCACUACCGCCGUAUGUCAAUCAGAUGGAACGUGGAGCAACCACAACAAGACCCCUCGCUGUGUUGUUGUUACAUGUCCAAGCAUCAAUUCCUUUACCUUGGAACAUGGAAGAUGGAGAAUUGUGAAUGGCUCCCAUUAUGAAUACAAAACCAAGGUGGUGUUCAGCUGUGACCCUGGUUACCAUGGACUAGGUCCUGCUUCUAUUGAAUGCCUUCCCAAUGGCACCUGGAGUUGGAGAAAUGAAAGACCAUAUUGCCAGAUUAUUUCCUGUGGAGAACUACCUACACCUCCAAAUGGAAAUAAGAUUGGAACCCAGACUUCCUACGGCUCCACUGCCAUCUUUACCUGCGACUCGGGAUUCAUUCUCGUGGGCUCCGCCGUGCGAGAAUGCCUCUCUUCUGGUCUUUGGAGUGGGUCUGAAACCAGAUGUCUAGCAGGUCACUGUGGAAUUCCAGAACUCAUUGUGAAUGGUCAAGUCAUUGGAGAAAAUUAUGGAUACAGAGACACAGUUGUUUAUCAGUGUAAUCCUGGUUUCCGAUUGAUUGGUUCUUCAGUGAGAAUUUGUCAACAGGAUCACAAUUGGUCCGGUCAGCUCCCAUCCUGUGUGCCUGUCAGCUGUGGUCACCCUGGCAGUCCAAUUUAUGGAAGAACAAGUGGGAACGGAUUCAACUUUAAUGAUGUGGUAACAUUCUCCUGUAAUAUUGGGUAUCUUAUGCAAGGGCCCACAAAGGCCCAGUGCCAGGCCAACAGACAGUGGAGCCACCCCCCACCCAUGUGCAAAGUGGUGAACUGUUCUGACCCCGGAAUUCCAGCCAAUUCCAAAAGAGAAAGUAAAAUAGAACAUGGGAAUUUCACCUAUGGCACUGUUGUGUUCUAUGACUGCAAUCCUGGAUAUUUUUUAUUUGGAUCUUCAGUUCUGAUAUGUCAGCCAAAUGGACAGUGGGACAAACCACUGCCAGAAUGUAUCAUGAUUGACUGUGGACACCCUGGCGUUCCUCCUAAUGCAGUCCUGUCUGGUGAGAAGUACACCUUUGGGUCCACUGUUCACUAUUCCUGCAUAGGAAAGCGUGUCCUUCUAGGCCACUCAUCAAGGACUUGCCAAUUAAAUGGCCACUGGAGUGGAUCACAGCCUCAUUGUUCAGGCGAUGCCACUGGUACCUGUGGGGAUCCAGGUACCCCCGGUCAUGGUUCCAGACAGGAAAGCAAUUUCAGAACCCAAACUUCUGUACGUUUUGCUUGUGAUGUUGGUUACAUCCUUCAUGGCUCAGAAGAAAGAACAUGUUUAGCUAAUGGCAGUUGGACUGGAAGGCAGCCAGAAUGCAAAGCUGUACAGUGUGGUAACCCAGGAACAACAGCCAAUGGAAGGGUUUUUCGGAUUGAUGGCACAACAUUCUCCAGUUCGAUCAUUUACUCCUGCAUGGAGGGCUAUAGCCUGCUGGGGCCGUCGGUCAGACAGUGCACGGCCAAUGGGACAUGGUCUGGGACCUUGCCCAACUGCACAAUCAUCAGUUGUGGAGACCCAGGUAUACCUGCCAAUGGACUGAGAUAUGGAGAUGAUUAUGUAGUUGGACAAAAUGUGUCAUACAUGUGCCAGCCAGGCUACACCAUGGAACUCAACGGCUCCAGAAUCAGGACUUGCACAACUAACGGCACAUGGAGUGGAGCGAUGCCAAGCUGCAGAGCUGUUACCUGCCCAGCCCCUCCCCAGAUCUCCAAUGGCAGGUUGGAAGGAACAAAUUUCGACUGGGGCUUCAGUAUUAGCUACAUCUGUUCUCCGGGCUAUGAGCUGUCCUUUCCUGCUGUUUUGACCUGUGUAGGGAAUGGUACCUGGAGUGGGGAAGUACCGCAGUGCUUACCAAAGUUCUGUGGUGACCCCGGUAUACCUGCCCAGGGAAAGCGAGAAGGCAAAAGCUUUAUCUACCAGUCAGAGGUUUCGUUCAGUUGCAAUUCGCCUUUCAUAUUAGUGGGAUCGAGCACCAGAAUAUGUCAAGCAGAUGGCACUUGGAGCGGCUCGUCACCUCACUGCAUAGAGCCCACUCGUACCUCAUGUGAAAACCCAGGGGUGCCACGGCAUGGAUCUCAGAACAAUACAUUUGGAUUUCAAGUAGGAAGUGUUGUACAGUUUCAUUGCAAAAAAGGACACCUUCUCCAGGGUUCUACAACACGCACUUGCCUUCCCGAUCUCACAUGGAGUGGAAUUCAGCCUGAAUGCAUACCCCACAGCUGUAAACAGCCAGAAACUCCUGCUCAUGCAAAUGUCGUAGGAAUGGCUCCCUCCCACGGCUACACACUGAUUUAUACCUGCCAGCCUGGCUUCUUCUUAGCUGGCGGAACAGAACACAGGGUGUGUAGAUCUGAUAACACUUGGACUGGAAUUCCUGUUUGUGAAGCUGGUUCCAAAAUAUUGGUGAAAGAUCCUAGACCGGUGCUAGGAACACCCAGCCCAAAGCUAAGUGUUCCUGAUGACGUGUUUGCCCAAAAUUAUAUAUGGAAAGGCUCUUACAAUUUCAAAGGAAGGAAACAACCCAUGACCUUGACAGUUACUAGUUUCAAUGCUUCCACCGGGAGAGUCAAUGCAACACUCAGCAACAGCAACAUGGAGCUGCUACUCUCAGGAGUAUAUAAAAGCCAGGAAGCUCGCCUAAUGUUGCACAUCUAUCUUAUUAAAGUACCAGCUCAUGCUUCUGUGAAGAAAAUGAAGGAGGAAAAUUGGGCCAUGGAUGGCUUUGUUUCUGCUGAGCCUGAUGGAGCUACUUAUGUGUUUCAAGGAUUUAUUCAAGGCAAAGAUUAUGGGCAAUUUGGACUACAAAGACUGGGAUUGAAUGUGUCAGAGGGUUUAAAUUCUUCAAAUCAACCUCAUGGUACAAAUAGUAGUUCUGUGGCCAUUGCUAUUCUUGUGCCUUUUUUUGCACUUAUAUUUGCAGGAUUUGGAUUUUAUCUUUAUAAACAAAGGACUGCACCCAAAACACAGUACACGGGAUGUUCAGUUCGAAAUAACAAUGGCCAAGCAGCGUUUGAAAACCCCAUGUACGACACCAAUGCGAAGUCAGUGGAAGGGAAGGCAGUGCGAUUCGAUCCCAACCUGAACACGGUCUGCACAAUGGUAUAGCAUGGCAACCCUCUGCCUUCUCGCCAGGCUCAGAAGUCAACACACAGAACAGUGCACAUUAGUUCACUGCUAAAAAAAAAAAAUAAAGCACACUUUUCAGGACUUGCUGGGUCACCUUUUCCUGAGGAAUGAUAGAGAAGAGUGUUUUUUCAUAAACUGGACCAUAAUUCUUCUUCGUGUUUACCAUGGAGAGUUUUACAGAGAUUCGGCUGCACUCUGAGAGUGCUUACUCACAGUUUAUUUGCUUUUUUACAAAAGGAGAUAUUCUAAAACAUAAACUUAUUUGCAUAUAUUGGAGGAGCAUCCAUAUCAGUAUUUCUGUGCUUUAUAAACUAUAUUAGAGGGACUGGGUUUUAAAAAAAUGAUAUAGGGUAGACAAUAAGAGCUAUACUUAACAAGAGUCGGUGGAUCACUGACUUACCUGUCAUGUGCUACAUCACAACCCAUCAGUCUGCAUUUCAAAGCACUCUAUUGGCUAUUUGGUCUUGUUAAUUAAGUCAUUGUUUUCCUUAUUUCCAUGGUUAUUUGAGUUUGAGUCAAGCCCUGAAAUGUGGAUGAGCUAAUUUUAUGCCACAGAAGAGAUAUGAUUACCCACUCUGAAUUGACUCUUUUUGUUUUUUUGUGUUUUUUUUUUCACAGUCACAUUGCUCCUCUUUAUUUAGACUGGUUGUCAUAGUUUCCGCAAAUGUCAGGAUCAUCAUGCUGUGUUCUGAUUCCCCCUUUAUAUUCGGGACCAAUAGUAUUCAGUGAGCCGUGAUGCAGUGUUAACUCCUUGCUUCAUUUGGUUUUUGUCACGCAGAAGCCACUUUAGCUGGCAAACAUUGUCUAUAACAAUGAUGAUUUUGCAGUUAUUUGAGACACCAACAUUAUCCUUUACCAAACUUCCCCAUGUUUUUGAAACACCAGAUGAAACUUACUAAUCUGUUAUAUAUUUCAUUAACAGUCCUUAGACUUGCCCUUCGGUUGAGCCUUCAAAUUAAUUUAACAGUGUUUUGAAAUGUUAUCUAACAAGUUAGUCAUACAUUUUGGACGAGUCCCCAACAUAAUGACAAAAAAUCUGAUUCUUUCCAAUCCUAAAGUUGUGGAUUAAAAACUUUUCAUUAAUUUAAAAAUUGUAUGCUGUUCUCUUACGUAGCCUCAGCUAUGACAGGUUUCUUUCACUGUCAAAUUAAGACAUGCAUUUCAAGUUACUGGUGGCUCAUUUACAUCCGGGUCACACAGUAAGGCCCACAUUUUGAUUUCAUAGGCCAUUGUCUUCCUUUCAUAGCAUGUUUUACUUCAUUGAAUAAAUUAUGUACCCAGUGUGAACUCUUUGUUGCUGUCCCUUUCACAUAUGGAUAACUCUGUAAACAGUCUUGACCUUUUGUAUCACGAGACAGAGUGCCUCAGAGAAAUCAUUGCACCCGGAGCGCUGCUUGGAUCUAUCUCUACAACAUUUAGUGAAUUUCUUGUAAACCACUUGGAGAUACUUUGUUUUGGAAAUUCAUGCGAUUUUCUCAACAUGGUACUCUACUGACAGGAUGCUGUUUUUAAAUUUUAUGCCAUCAGUUAUUUAUUCUUGUUUAUUCAAAUGACUGCAAUAACAAUGACUCAUUCAUUAAUGUUAAGGUUAAUACAUUUAUGAUCUUGUUUUAAACGAUGUUUCUUCUGCAACUGGCUACUCCUCUUAUAUUAAUGCAUACACUUUUGUAAAGAAGUAUAUUUUUAUGAAAAAAAAAACUUUGUAAAAGUAUGAUGUAAAUUUUCAGUGCAAUGUAAACAAAAUAAAAAUGGAUAAUUGCUUUUGUAAAAUGUGUAUUCUUUACAAAAAAUUGUCUGACAGUGGAUUGGUCAGUAAAAGGAAUGAACAACCCAUAAAUAUUUGAUGUUUUAAGGUGCCCAAACUGCGUAUUAUAUACACUUAGCAACGUAGCAAUGAAAUUUAGGUGGUUUUCUUCUUUAUAUUCUAUUGUUCUCCAUCUAUGGCACCCUAUCAGAAGUGAAUAGAUUCCCAGUUAAAGUAAUAGUAUCAUAAGAGCCUCAUCUUGGAGUUUUUCUCAAAUAUAAACAUUUGAAUAAUGCCAUCUGAAUUUAUUUAAGGAUACCUGAUGAUUUCUAAUAUUUCCUUUCUGUAUUUUCUUAGACAUACUUAUGUUUAAUAUGCUUUAUAAGGAUGAACACAGUAACCUUUUGAAUAGCUACAUUAAACUAAUAUUCAAAAACAGGUAUCUUGCCAUGAUGGAACAUGUAAAGUUUUAUACGCAAGAAAGUAAUCAAGUUUUUAUUAAGUGCAAAUCACAAGUUAUUUAAGUUCAAUUUUCUCAGAGAACUCUUUUUCAUAACAUAGAUGUUGUCUUUAUAUUUCAAAACCUCAGACUCCAGCCUUUUAAAGUCUAUCUCUGGUUAUUACACUUUCAUUUUACAAAUAAAUGCUUCUUGAGAUAAUUUUAGUUUCUUGUUUUACAUUGUUAACUAUAUGACUUCCACCUUUCACUCAUUUCAUAUUGUCUGUAUUUUCCUUUGCUGUUCUUUGCCCUUAAAUUAUUCCUCUCUGUUCUUUCUUUCUUCCUUUUUCAUUUUCUAUUUUUUGUUCUCUCU